Messenger RNA from Magallana angulata, 743 nucleotides. RefSeq lists its product as uncharacterized. NCBI's taxonomy places the organism in Eukaryota, Metazoa, Mollusca, Bivalvia, Ostreida, Ostreidae. The transcript is spliced from 4 exons. The record is from RefSeq and is a predicted model, not a curated record. The coding region runs from base 1 to 573 and encodes 190 amino acids.
AUGACCCUAAAGGAGAUCAAGGUUAGAUGGCAGAAGAAUUCUUCGUUCGACCCAUAUUUUGCUUUGGAUGGGGAUGAUGCCACGGACAUCAAAACUGAUUUGGAGCCAAGUAAGGAGACGCAGAUUCUCCAAAAAGACGGGCAUGGGAAACCGAGUAUGUUGAGGAAAUUGCUAAGUCCACCAACCUCAACGAUAACAGCCCCCACCCCCAGAGUAACGUCAGAAAAAGGGGAGUUGAGAGAGGCGGACACGUCAAAUCAAACAAGACGAACCAACAAAAGAAAGUUUGAAACUAUGGCUGGGCCAAUGGAAAGUCAAACUCAGAAUAAAGAGAACGAUUUUGUGGAAACAUUUAGACAUAAGAGACCUCAAAAGUACGCUGCGCUGGAGAGGAGGUGUAGAAGUUCUAACACCAAAAAUGAAAGACCCUUGCUGGGAGAAGAACUCUCUGCUCUCCAGCAGCUGAUAGACUGUAUGGUAAAAGAUCUGGCCCAGUCGGCCAUCUUAGUAAAUUACAUUACAGAUUAUAUUAAAAAAAACUGUAAAAAAAGAGUUGCAUUUAAAACUCUGUGACAUUACUUAAUAGUGACCGUUUUAAAUAGAUAGAUUGUAUAUAUAAGGAUAUAUUGACUUACUUAUAGAAGAAUUGCUCUUCACCACAUGUUGUAUUCUGUCUACUACUGUAUUAUGUUUAUAUGUAAUUAUGUAUGUUAUAUGUCAAUCUUAAAUUUUUGUAAAUUUUA